AUGUCUCCGCAAUCCAUACGAGAGUUAUCCCUACCGCUGUCCAUAGCGCUCUCAUUAGCGUCUCUGGGACUAGGCUACGUCCUCGGAACUCUCAAAUCCCAACCACAACCCCCAUCUGCCCCAGGUCCCUCAGACCCAACCUCAUCAACGACGCUCACCUCCUCAACCACAAGCCAAACAGCACCAACCCCCGGUCCAACCGCGGCUUCAACACCAAGCUCAAGUUGGAUCAUAGAAGACGAUACAGACGACGAAGAUGAGACCCUCGCAGACGGUGAUCUGUCCGCUAUAAAAGCUGGACUUACCGAGCACUGUAAAAUGGUCCUCGUCGUGCGAACAGACCUGGGGAUGUCCACAGGGAAGAUAGCCGCUCAAUGCGGCCACCCCAGACACGCGACACUAGCAUGCUACAAAGCACUCAUCAAAACCAACCCCGGACUGGUCAGACACUGGGAACGAACAGGCCAAGCUAAAAUCGCGCUAAAAGCCAGCUCCGAAGACCAACUCCUCGAACUAGAGGCAAUCGCUAAAAGCCUCAACUUGUGUGCUCGAAGCAUCCUCGACGCCGGCCGAACCCAAAUCGCAGCAGGCUCACGAACCGUCCUCGCCAUCGGCCCAGCUCCCAUCCCGAUUAUUAACCAAGUUACAGGCCACCUCCGGCUCUUGUAAUUGACAAAGUUUAGAAUCUGAAGGGGAGCUUCGGAAUACGUAGGCCGGCCCAUACGUUCUACCCUUUCUAGACCCCACAUCUACUUACCGAGUGUAAUACCCAACCGUCGAUGUAUCGGUGUCGCUACACUA
This is a messenger RNA of Coprinopsis cinerea okayama7#130, 801 nucleotides long. RefSeq names its product peptidyl-tRNA hydrolase 2. Gene Ontology annotation, molecular function: peptidyl-tRNA hydrolase activity. The transcript is spliced from 6 exons. Bases 1 to 669 code for a protein of 222 amino acids. The record is from RefSeq and is a predicted model, not a curated record. Gene Ontology annotation, cellular component: mitochondrion; cytosol. Lineage: Eukaryota; Fungi; Basidiomycota; Agaricomycetes; Agaricales; Psathyrellaceae.